AUGUCGCCUCCAAUGGAACACUCGAUGGAGUCGUUCCCACUCUUCAUCCGGCCGGUACCGUGCCGCCUGGCUCGGGCGAAUCUGCUCGGCGAGGGCACCAAGUCAAAUUCGGGGAGAAUUGUCACGUGGACCGCCACGGAGGAGGAUCUGUUGAGCGGUAGGGGGCUGCUCUCUCUCGUGGACGUCAAGGAGAGCAGCUGA
Molecule: messenger RNA, 201 nt
Organism: Phytophthora infestans T30-4
Lineage: Eukaryota; Oomycota; Peronosporomycetes; Peronosporales; Peronosporaceae
Exons: 2
Coding region: 1-201 (66 amino acids)
Source: RefSeq, a predicted model, not a curated record